CACGCACGCAGGCACAUUCUCCCUCUCUGCGCUCUCUCCCUCGGUCUCCCUCUCUCCCUCUUUCUCUUUCACUUUUGCAUGCCCUGCAACCUUUUAAAAUGUUGCCCCUUCCCUGUGAUUCGCCAGACGCCGCGCCGCGGCCCCCCGCGCGCUCGCCCGCUCCCUCUCUCGCCCGCUUUUUGUCUCUGGCGCUCCCGCUCCCCACCUCCGAUUUGCUACACUGAGACUCCCGUCAAUGGACUGCAUUGAGAGCCGGCUCCGGCGCGAGUUGCCUCUCCGCUUCACGCUCGAUUUCCAGGCAUUCUUCCCUUAUUAAGUAUUCGUGUAAUAUUAAUAGUCAUGAAUAUCUGCUAUUAGGAGGCUCCAGGAACGCUGCCCGGCGCGGUUAUUAGAAGCUCGAGCGAAGCCGCCGCUAAGGAAAGAGGGGGAGACACGGAUUAAGGAACACGCACACACACACACACACUGACACCACUUUUUCCUUUUUUGGGGUUCUUCAUUUUUUAAAGAACUUUGAAUCAUAACCAGUCACGGCAGGAUAGAGACCGUGGGCUCGACCAGCUGAAGGCGCCGCGCGAAUCGGCGGUUCAAGUUCGGAUGGAUCCGAGCCGGGCUCCCGCUCUCGGGGGAGCGUCGGCGCCGUGACCGGAGUCCUGGGUGGCGCGGGGCUCUCGGCGCCUUUUGUGUGGGGCGCGCUCGGGCGGCGGGGCAGCCGGGCGCUCCAGGCUUGCUUGUUUUUUUCCACCCUGACUCGUUACCCCAGACUCUUCGCAGAUGUUAGUUCACAGUUUUUCAGCUAUGGACCGUCACGACGGCACCAGCAACGGGACGGCGCGGUUGCCCCAGCUGGGCACUGUAGGUCAAUCUCCCUACACGAGCGCCCCGCCGCUGUCCCACACCCCCAAUGCAGACUUCCAGCCCCCCUACUUCCCCCCACCCUAUCAGCCUAUCUACCCCCAGUCGCAAGAUCCUUACUCCCACGUCAACGACCCCUACAGCCUGAACCCCCUGCAUGCCCAGCCGCAGCCGCAGCAUCCAGGCUGGCCCGGCCAGAGGCAGAGCCAGGAGUCUGGGCUCCUGCACACGCACCGGGGGCUGCCCCACCAGCUGUCGGGCCUGGAUCCUCGCAGGGACUACCGGCGGCACGAGGACCUCCUGCACGGCCCACACGGGCUUGGCUCAGGACUCGGAGACCUCCCGAUCCACUCCUUACCUCACGCCAUCGAGGAUGUCCCGCAUGUAGAAGACCCGGGUAUUAACAUCCCAGAUCAAACUGUAAUUAAGAAAGGCCCCGUGUCCCUGUCCAAGUCCAACAGCAAUGCCGUCUCCGCCAUCCCUAUUAACAAGGACAACCUCUUCGGCGGCGUAGUGAACCCCAACGAAGUCUUCUGUUCAGUUCCGGGUCGCCUCUCGCUCCUCAGCUCCACCUCGAAGUACAAGGUCACGGUGGCGGAAGUGCAGCGGCGCCUCUCACCACCCGAGUGUCUCAACGCGUCGUUGCUGGGCGGAGUGCUCCGGAGGGCGAAGUCUAAAAAUGGAGGAAGAUCUUUAAGAGAAAAACUGGACAAAAUAGGAUUAAAUCUGCCGGCAGGGAGACGUAAAGCUGCCAACGUUACCUUGCUCACAUCACUAGUGGAGGGAGAAGCUGUCCACCUAGCCAGGGACUUUGGGUACGUGUGUGAAACCGAAUUUCCUGCCAAAGCAGUAGCUGAAUUUCUCAACCGACAACAUUCCGAUCCCAAUGAGCAAGUGACAAGAAAAAACAUGCUUCUGGCUACAAAACAGAUAUGCAAAGAGUUCACCGACCUGCUGGCUCAGGACCGAUCUCCCCUGGGGAACUCGCGGCCCAACCCCAUCCUGGAGCCCGGCAUCCAGAGCUGCUUGACCCACUUCAACCUCAUCUCGCACGGCUUCGGCAGCCCGGCUGUGUGCGCCGCGGUCACGGCCCUGCAGAACUAUCUCACCGAGGCCCUCAAGGCCAUGGACAAAAUGUACCUCAGCAGCAACCCCAACAGCCACACGGACAACAGCGCCAAAAGCAGUGACAAAGAGGAGAAGCACAGAAAGUGAGGCUCUCCUCCCGCCCCGCCCCCUCCCGCGCCUCACCUGCCCUCGCGCGCCCACCCAGUCGGUCCUCCCCACCCCCUGCCCCGGCGGGUGACAGCUCCGGGAUCAGCAACCCUCUCUGCUGCUGCUACUGCUGCUGCUGCUGCUGCUGCCGCCGCCGUCGCCGCCGCCACCGCCGCCGCUGCCGCAGCCACUGCCCUUCGGUCCUGCUGAGUCUCUGGGACUGCUCUCUCGACUGUCAGUGGGGCAGCCGCUGCCACCUCAGCCUCAACUUCCCCGUCAGCACCAACACCCUUUGCCCUAAAGUGGAGCCUAAGAGAACAGAACAGGCCUUGAAGCCAGCAAAGAAAAGUUCUGUCGAGUUUGUGAACCUUUUUUUUUUUAAAAACAAACAAACAAACAAAAACAACAAAUCAAUGACAACAAAAAAUUUAAAAACUUUUUUUUUCUAAAAAAAGAACGUAAAAUUAAAAAAAAAAUUAUAUGAGCUUCAUGGGACUGAUUCACCACCUUCCCUUACAUACUUCAGUUCAGAUUGUAGCCAUACUUAAAAA
Molecule: messenger RNA, 2621 nt
Organism: Propithecus coquereli (Coquerel's sifaka)
Lineage: Eukaryota; Metazoa; Chordata; Mammalia; Primates; Indriidae
Gene: TFAP2A
Product: transcription factor AP-2 alpha (activating enhancer binding protein 2 alpha)
Exons: 7
Coding region: 775-2070 (431 amino acids)
Biological process (GO): regulation of cell population proliferation; regulation of transcription by RNA polymerase II; anatomical structure development
Cellular component (GO): nucleus
Molecular function (GO): RNA polymerase II transcription regulatory region sequence-specific DNA binding; DNA-binding transcription factor activity, RNA polymerase II-specific
Source: RefSeq, a predicted model, not a curated record